CAGCCGUAAUGAGCCAUUUGCAUUGUUGGGAUUCAAGAUAACAUAGUAGAGCGAAGUUGAAGGAAAUUGCUUCAAUCAGCAAGAGUUAAGUUCUGUGUAUAUAACCCGCCUCUUCCUGAGUGAGUUUGGAUGCCGCAGAGUGGCAAAGCUAGUUGCAGAAGUUAUGUCUGCUGAGUUUAUGAAAGGGUGGGAAGUUAAAAGUCAGUAUGUUAUUCAGCUGCCGUAGCUGCUCUUUGGACUUGUUGUCAGGGGGCUGGAAACGAAUAAAGCUUUGUACUUCACCAAGAACAAAAAUUAAGCUUGAAUUCUUCCAUGGCAGGGAAGAACAACCCACCUUCUACAUUGUUUCAGUACCCGAAGAGAUCUAACAUGUCAAGUUUGCACUUGACAAAGAAGGGCAGGGAAGAACAACGGCUGGAUCUGCAUCGGGAUUUCACGGUCGCCUCCCCUGCAGAAUUUGUCAUUCGGUUUGGUGGGAACAAGGUCAUCGAAAAGGUUCUGAUCGCCAACAAUGGCAUUGCAGCUGUUAAGUGUAUGCGGUCCAUCCGCCGAUGGUCCUAUGAAAUGUUUCGAAACGAAAGAGCAGUUAGGUUUGUUGUCAUGGUUACUCCUGAAGAUCUGAAGGCCAAUGCAGAAUACAUCAAAAUGGCAGAUCAGUAUGUACCAGUUUCUGGGGGACCCAACAACAAUAAUUAUGCUAAUGUCGAGCUGAUUGUGGACAUUGCAAAGAGAAUCCCAGUGCAGGCAGUUUGGGCCGGCUGGGGACAUGCCUCUGAGAACCCUAAACUUCCAGAACUCCUUCAGAAAUAUAACAUUGCAUUUCUAGGUCCUUCAAGCGAGGCUAUGUGGACACUGGGAGAUAAAAUAGCCUCCUCCAUUGUCGCACAGACUGCAGGGAUCCCAACAUUGCCUUGGAGUGGAAGUGGUCUGAUUCUUGACUGGACAGAGGAAGAUCAGAAACUGAAGAGAACUGUCAAUGUUUCUAAAGAAGUGUACAUGAAUGGCUGUGUACGAGAUGCCACUGAAGGUUUGGAGGCUGCAGGAAAAAUCGGUUAUCCAGUGAUGAUUAAAGCAUCUGAAGGUGGUGGAGGAAAGGGCAUUCGCAAAGUUGAUAGUGCAGAUGAUUUUCCUAACCUCUUCAGACAAGUUCAAACUGAGGUUCCAGGAUCUCCAAUUUUCAUCAUGCAAAUGGCCCAACAUGCACGACACCUUGAGGUACAGAUCCUGGCAGACCAGUACGGAAAUGCUAUCUCAUUGUUUGGGAGGGAUUGUUCCAUUCAACGUAGGCAUCAGAAGAUUAUUGAGGAGGCGCCUGUUACUAUAGCAACUCAAUCAGUGCUUGAGUGUAUGGAGCAAUGUGCAGUGCGAAUUGCCAAAAUGGUUGCUUAUGUUAGUGCAGGCACUGUAGAAUACCUCUACAGCCCAGAUGGCAGCUUCUACUUCCUGGAACUCAAUCCUCGCCUGCAGGUUGAACAUCCCUGCACUGAGAUGGUAGCAGAUGUCAACUUGCCUGCUGCCCAACUACAGAUCGCCAUGGGGAUCCCUUUGCAUCGGCUGAAAGAUAUCAGAAUCCUGUAUUGUGAAUGUCCUUGGGCUGACUCAGCAAUCAACUUCGAGGAGCCAAUAAAUAUUCCAAGGCUCAGGGGUCAUGUUAUUGCUGCCAGGAUCACAAGUGAAAAUCCUGAUGAGGGAUUUAAGCCCAGUUCAGGAACAGUCCAGGAAUUAAAUUUCCGCAGUAAUAAAAACGUCUGGGGAUACUUCAGUGUGGCAGCUGCUGGUGGCCUGCAUGAGUUUGCUGAUUCCCAGUUUGGUCACUGUUUCUCCUGGGGAGAAAACCGCGAGGAGGCUAUCUCGAAUAUGGUUCUAGCACUUAAGGAACUCUCAAUCCGUGGAGACUUUAGAACAACUGUUCAGUACUUGAUCAAGCUGUUGGAAACAGAGAGCUUUCAGCUUAACACCAUUGAUACUAGCUGGCUUGACCACCUCAUCGCAGAUAAAGUACAGGCAGAGAGACCAGAUACAAUGCUUGGAGUGGUGUGUGGUGCUUUACAUGUGGCAGAUUCAGCCUUUCAAAUAAGUAUGACCAACUUCCUACAUUCUCUUGAAAGAGGUCAGGUUCUCCCAGCAAACAGCCUGUUAAACAUAGUGGAUGUGGAGCUUAUUUAUGAAGAAACUAAAUAUUCCUUACAGGUAGCCCGUCAGUCAUUGACCCUUUAUGUUGUUAUUAUGAACAACUCGCAUAUUGAGAUCGACGUUCACCGGCUAAGUGAUGGAGGCCUCUUAUUAUCCUAUGAUGGCAAUAGUUACACUACAUACAUGAAAGAGGAGAUAGACAAGUAUUUGAUCACUAUUGGUAACAAGACUUGCGUGUUUGAGAAGGAGAAGGAUCCCACUGUGUUGAGGUCUCCCUCUGCUGGCAAACUACUGCAGUACCUUGUUGAAGAUGGAGGCCAUGUUUUGGCAAAACAUUGCUAUGCAGAGAUUGAGGUGAUGAAGAUGGUGAUGGCUUUGGUUGUUGAAGAAUCAGGAUGUGUGCAUUAUGUAAAGAGACCAGGUGCCUGUCUAGAGCAAGGCUCCAUAGUAGCUAAAAUGGAAUUAGAUGACCCCAAGAAACUGUUAUUUUACAUCUGGUGGGAACAAUUGUACAUGAUUCACUGUAUUUUGCUUGUUUAUUAGGACCAACUUUGUUCUCGAGAUCCCACGUUGACAGAAGAACUGAUGGUAAUUUUAAAUGAACUAACACAACUUAGCAAAAUGGAGAAUGCCAAGGUGGCUCUACGAUCCAGGCAGGUUUUGAUUGCAUCGCACCUGCCCUCCUAUGAGUUGCGGCAUAAUCAGGUGGAGUCCCUCUUCCUGUCUGCUAUCGAUAUGUAUGGCCACCAAUUCUGUCCUGACAAUCUAAAAAAAUUGAUCUUCUCAGAGACCUCUAUUUUUGAUGUUCUGCCCAGCUUCUUCAAUCAUGUCAAUAGAGUUGUACGGAUGGCAGCUCUUGAGGUAUAUGUGCGGAGAGCAUACAUUGCCUACGAACUGAACAGCGUACAGCACCAUCAACUGCAUAAUGGCAUUUGUGUGGUGGCUUUCCAGUUCCUACUUCCUUCAUCUCAUCCAAACAGAGGAAGCUAUCCUACCCUAUACAGGAUGUGUGUUCCAACCAGCACAGUUCACUAUGAGCUGAAUCGACAAAGCAAUGACCUCUUCAAAACUAGCGUGCCGUCUCCUGUAUGCCGGCGAAUGGGAGUAUUAGUUGCAUUUGAAGCAUUUGAAGAUUUAGUUAAAAACUUUGAAGGAGUGAUUGCCUGCUUUGCUGACCCAUUUCUGGACAGUCCGCUAUUUUCUGAAACAAGAUCCACCUUCUUUGACCAAACAGACAUUCAGAAUAUCUUUAACACCAAGAACAACCACGUAAGAAUCCUACUCAUUGACUACAGUUCAGCCUUCAACACUAUUAUGCCCUCAAGACCGAUUACUAAAUUUAGUGAUCUCGGACUAAGCCCCACUCUCUGCAACUGGAUCCUCAGUUUCCUGACCCACAGGCCACAAUCAGUGAAGAUUGGGGAUAAUAUUUCAUCCUCACUAACACUCAACACUGGGGCUCCCCAUGGGUGUGUACUGAGCCCCCUACUGUACACACUGUAUAUCCAUGACUGCAUCGCCAAAUACCAGACUAAUGCCAUUUGCAAGUUCGCUGAUGACACCAUCAUACUUUGCUGCAUCUCAGAUGACGAUGAAACAGACUACAGACAGAGGUGGAAGACCUGGAAAAAUGGUAGCUUGAAAGAGGAACCUACUCAUAUUUUGAUUGUUGCCCUCAAAGAGGUUGAUUCUGAGCAGGAUGAUGAACUGGUGCCUAUCUUCAGCAAAUUCUGUCAAUCACAGAAAGCACUUCUUUUUGACUAUGGAAUCAGACGAAUCACCUUUCUGGUUGGGCAGAAGCGAGAAUUCCCCAAGUACUUCACCUUCAGGGCCAGUGCUGAGUUUGCAGAGGAUCGUAUUUAUCGACAUUUGGACCCGGCACUAGCCUUUCAGCUGGAACUUAACCGAAUGCGAAACUUUGACCUGACUGCUGUUCCCUGCGGUAAUCACAAGAUGCACCUGUAUUUAGGUGCUGCCAAGGUGAAGAAAGGAGCAGAAGUCACUGACUACAGGUUCUUUGUCCGAGCGAUAGUGCGCCACCCUGACCUCAUCACUAAGGAAGCCUCUUUUGAAUAUCUACAAAAUGAGGGAGAGCGUCUGCUGCUUGAGGCCAUGGAUGAAUUGGAGGUGGCUUUUAACAAACAGACUGUCCGCACUGAUUGCAAUCAUAUCUUCCUCAACUUCGUGCCAACUGUGAUAAUGGACCCAUCCAAGAUUGAGAAGUCUGUCCAUGACAUGGUUAUGAGAUAUGGAAGCAGGUUGUGGAAACUCAGGGUCCUGCAAGCUGAGCUCAAAAUAAAUAUCCGCCUAACGCCCACAGGAAAAGCAAUCCCAAUCCGUUUGCUUCUUACCAAUGAAUCUGGAUAUUACUUGGAUAUGAGCCUUUACAAGGAGGUGCCAAAUGCUAGGACUGGACAGAUCAUGUUUAUUUCAUAUGGAGAAAAGCAAGGGCCUCUCCACGGAAUGUUGAUGAAUACACCUUAUGUCACCAAAGAUCUACUGCAGGCAAAGCGAUUCCAGGCGCAGAGCUUGGGAACAACCUAUGUCUAUGACUUUCCUGAAAUCUUUCAGCAGGCUCUCUUUAAGCUGUGGGGGUCUGAUGUAGAGUAUCCUAAGGAACCAUUCCUGUGCACAGAACUUGUUCUAGACUCUCAGGGUCAACUCGUGCAUAUGAACAGGAUUGCUGGAGGUAAUGAGGUAGGAAUGGUGGCCUGGAAAAUGAACUUAAAAACUCCAGAAUAUCCUGAAGGACGUGACAUUGUUGUGAUUUGUAAUGAUCUCACUUAUAAGAUUGGUUCAUUUGGCCCUGAGGAGGAUUUGCUAUUCUUGCGGGCAUCUCAACUAGCCAGAGCAGAAGGCAUUCCUAGAAUUUAUAUCGCAGCCAACAGUGGUGCCAGGAUUGGCCUUGCUGAAGAGAUAAGGAACAUGUUUCAGGUGGCCUGGGAAGAUCCAGAUGAUCCAUACAAGGGCUUCAGAUACUUAUACUUGACACCUCAGGACUACACCAGAAUUAGCCCUUUUAACUCUGUGCACUGUGAACAUGUGGAGGAGGAUGGAGAGUACAGAUAUGUUAUCACUGACAUUAUUGGCAAAGAGGAAGGCCUGGGAGUGGAGAACCUGCGAGGAGCUGGAACCAUUGCUGGAGAAUCCUCACUUGCUUACAAUGAAAUUGUCACCAUCAGUUUGGUGACUUGUCGUGCAAUUGGAAUUGGAGCAUACUUAGUGAGGUUGGGACAACGUGUGAUCCAAGUGGAAAAUUCCCAUAUCAUUCUCACUGGAGCCAGUGCACUGAACAAGGUUCUUGGCCGUGAAGUGUACACAUCCAAUAACCAGCUGGGUGGAGUGCAUAUCAUGCACAACAAUGGUAUAUCACAUACAACUGUCCCUGAUGACUUUGAGGGUGUUUAUACCAUCUUACAGUGGCUAUCUUACAUGCCUAAGAACAACACAAGUCCAGUGCCUGUAGUCUCCCCAAAGGAUUGUCCUGAGAGGGAAAUUGACUUUGUCCCCACCAAGACUCCAUAUGAUCCUCGAUGGAUGCUAGCUGGCAGACCUCAUCCAAAUAUCAAGGGUGCCUGGCAGAGUGGUUUCUUUGACCAUGGAUCUUUCAGUGAAAUCAUGAAACCCUGGGCUCAAACAGUAAUUGUUGGAAGGGCAAGGUUAGGUGGGAUCCCUGUGGGGGUUAUCGCUGUGGAGACUCGAACAGUUGAAUUGACGAAUCCAGCAGAUCCAGCUGAUCCAGAAUCAGAAUCAAAAAUUGUUCAGCAAGCUGGACAGGUAUGGUUUCCAGACUCAGCUUUUAAAACUGCACAGGUCAUUAAGGACUUUAAACGAGAACGGCUUCCCCUUAUUGUGUUUGCUAACUGGCGAGGGUUUUCUGGUGGAAUGAAAGAUAUGUAUGAUCAGGUUCUGAAGUUUGGUGCGAGUAUCGUAGAUAGUUUAAGGGAGUUCCAGCAGCCUGUCCUCGUAUACAUCCCACCUCAUGCUGAACUCCGAGGUGGCUCAUGGGCGGUGAUUGAUCCUACAAUCAAUCCACUUUACAUAGAACUCUAUGCGGACCAAGAAAGCAGGGGUGGUGUGCUGGAGCCUGAAGGCACUGUGGAGAUCAAGUUCAGACGGAAAGACUUGGUGAAGACAAUGAGGAGAAUUGAUGCCAUUUAUUCGGGCCUUGCUGACCAGUUGGGUUCCCUGGAGCUGUCUCAGAAAAUCCGUAAGGAGUUAGAAGCCAAAUUGAAAGCUCGAGAAGAGUUCCUUCUUCCAAUUUACCACCAAGUGGCAACCCAGUUUGCCAAUCUUCAUGAUACACCCGGCCGGAUGCAGGAGAAAGGAGUUAUUACGGAUAUCCUCGAGUGGAAGACCGUGCGCACGUUCUUCUACUGGCGUCUCCGCCGUCUACUGCUUGAAGAAAUGGUGAAACAAGAGAUUAUAAAAGUCAAUCCAGAGCUGAGUGAUGGCCAUAUUCAGUCAAUGCUGCGGAGGUGGUUUGUAGAGACAGAGGGAACUGUCAAGGCAUAUCUAUGGGAUAACAAUCAAAAGGUAGUGGAGUGGUUGGAAAAACAUCUUAAUGAUGAGGAUGACACUCGCUCUGUGAUACGAGAGAACAUCAAGUAUCUGAAACGUGAUUAUGCAAUAAAACACAUUCGCAGCUUAGUUCAGGCAAAUCCAGAGGUUGCAAUGGACUGUAUUAUCCACAUGAUGCAACAAAUCACCCCAGCCCAACGCACACAGAUCACUCAUCUCUUAACAACAAUGGAUGGCCCAGCAUCGCCGUGAGUGAAUGAAACCCAACAGUGUUGACCACUGGAUGUCUUACUUCAGGGAGAUCUGAAUAACAUGCACUCCUCAACAUCAUAUUAAAAAUGCUCAGGAACUGUGUCUUUCUCCAGCCAUGUGUUGCUGACAUGCCAGCCUGAAAACCGUCAAACAGAUAGUAGUGGAAAUACAGUCUUCAUCACACCAAGUGCCUAAACAGCUCUUCUUCCUGGCUCUAUGUACAACAAUGCACCAAAGCAGUCGUUUACCUUGAGACAUGUUGACAUUUACUACAGGCUGUUAUUCCCGUGAAAUCCAGUCACAUAUAGUCUUCAAGCAUGAUCCUCUAAACCUCAGAAUUGUAUGUUAAUUCAACAAGUAGUGCAGGAAUAAUCUACAAAAUGUUUUUCCCUAAAUGUCAUCUGAGGAUAUUAAGUUCUUCACUGAACUUUGCAGGAGCAUGCUAACGUCUCUUGGAUUUUUACUCAGAUGUGUUUGCCUGGGGAGUGCCGUUCACAGAUCAUGUAUCUCACAGAAGUUAAACCAAAAUAAUCUUUAAACCAUUUAUUUAGUAUGAAUUGUGAUGAUGGAAAUAAAGCUCAGGUAGUCUUGGCUGUUAAACUUUGACCUUAUGCAGAAAUGUUACUACAAUGUGUUAUAGGAGUAACAUACUCUUAUUAUCUGUAUUUCCCAAGAGACUAAUAAGAUCUACAUUCACAGUAACAGAUGAAUUCUAUUGCAUGAAUAUAAUCUUUGUGACUGUCAAUUGGCUUUAAAACCAUUUAUGGAUUAAAUAAUUCCUUAAGAACUUAUGCACUGCUGAAUUGCUGCAAAUAUAAUCGGUCUUGCAAUUGAACUAGCUACAGUGACUCCUACCUAAGUGUUAUCUGAGGAACCAUACAUGCCUGGGAGUAUUUGUGACCCACCUCUCCUUCAUUUGACACCUUCAGUUGAUCAAUCCACCUCUGGAAUUUCAUUCACCAGUGAGUCGUUGACAAGGUGCGAUUGUUUCACUUUUUCCAUUUCAACAAGGGAUUGCUUUUUCAGCUUUCUUAUGGCAGAUGGAAUACACCAACCAGUCCUGCAUCACGUUUUUAAUCAAUACUAGUAAUUGCGAGCUCACUGUAUGGAGAAUCAAGAUGAAACCCAUAUUCCAGCUUUCUGGUGCAUUGUAUUGCUAAGGUUGACACUCAAGACAUUGCUUAAAAAACUGGUGAGUUUAGUGCAGCAUAGACCAUCCAUCAAUAAUGCUGACCAAGUAAAUUAUGGAAGUGUUAAUUAUUGCUGUUUUUUAUUAAUAUUCUGUUCUAAAAUGUAUGUUGAUUUAUGAAUGUAUUUGGUGUUAUUCUUUUAUUUAUUUUAUAAUAUUGGGGGCAUAAUUCCUUUGUGUUCACUUUUUCUGCAGAUAUCUUGGUCUGCAUAACAUCAAGCAUUAUAAAUUGCUAGAAUUCAUCUGCAGUCUUUGCUUUAAAGUCACAACUGCUUUCAUACAUGUCCAAAAAUUGUGAGGUUACACAUUAUACUACAAAUCAUUCAGCCUCAAAAGUCCACAUCAAUUCAAUCCUGCCUGUGGAAGCUUUUGAAGCAUUAACAAGCAAUUUGCAGAGAAGGCUGUUAUUGAAGACUUACUUCCAUGCAGGCGAGAAAGAGAGAGACAAUUUUUUAAUGCUUUCACUUUAAGGACUGGGUGUUUCCCUGCUGCACUGGCCACAGGCAAACUAUGGUCACCUAGUAAGAAGCCAAUGAAAACAUUGUUGUCCAAGCAGUUAUCCCUUAGUUCAGAGCCCAUCGGCUCCGUGCUGCUUUGGCUCUCACUGUUCCAAGGAAACACGACAUUGUGUACAACUCUCAAUGUGCUCCAGUGAGCAUGAUUUUUAAACUGCAGCCAUUUUUUUUUUACACAGUCUCCUUGGUUUAAAGCAGUACCCAAAAUAGAGGAAAUGAAAUUGUGUGGUCUUUACAAUUAUUAUCAUUUUUGUUUUACACUAAAGAAAAAUAUGCUCAGAGGAUAAAUACCCAUAUUUCAUAAAUGUAACUAUAAGCUGCAAUCUAAGUAUUUUAGUGUUUGUUUUACAAAUAAAAGUUGACAAAUAAAAUAUGCUACAUUUAGA
Molecule: messenger RNA, 8996 nt
Organism: Chiloscyllium plagiosum (whitespotted bambooshark)
Lineage: Eukaryota; Metazoa; Chordata; Chondrichthyes; Orectolobiformes; Hemiscylliidae
Source: RefSeq, a predicted model, not a curated record